Molecule: messenger RNA, 2748 nt
Organism: Stegodyphus dumicola
Lineage: Eukaryota; Metazoa; Arthropoda; Arachnida; Araneae; Eresidae
Gene: Vps16B
Product: Vacuolar protein sorting 16B
Biological process (GO): vacuolar transport; intracellular protein transport
Cellular component (GO): cytoplasm
Source: RefSeq, a predicted model, not a curated record
AGACACUAAUCUGUGAAGCAAGCCUGUAGAUAUCUAAUGACCAUGGUUAAAGCUCUUAGAGAUACUUUCUAGUAGAUCUAUUAGAGAUUUACUUCCGUACUAAGACUUAGCCUCGGUCCAACGUUAUAGCAGUCAAUAUGACUACGUCAACACUUCUCACUUCCUGUUUCGGUGGAAUAUGCUCUAUGAGCUAGCCUAUCUGUGUUCUUGAAAAUCUGGUACAAGGACUCUUGUUGAAAUGCAAAACCCGACACAUGUUAAAGUUUACGAAAACGCGGUGGAGAGGUGAUGCUAUUUGAUAGUAGGUGGAACUUUUCUUUUGCAUUAUUUUUGAUGAAACCUGUAUUGAUAUGUAUGUCUAAUUCAUAUCCAGGUUCAUAGGAAAGGUCUGCUACUGGCUAAUCCUGAAUUGUAGCAGAUACUGUAUGUACAGGAAAGUGAUCUGAAAGAAAGCAGAUUGAAAAAUGGAUAGAAGAAAAGGUGAAUCAGAUGAAGAUUACUGGACAUCUGCUCACAGAGGGUUUGACUUUGGUGAAAGCAGUUGGGAUUCACGAUUUGAAAGAACAAAAUUAUCUUCAUCUUUGAAGAACAAUGAUAACUUGAACCAGUAUGAACUUUUCAAGUGUGACGGACUGAAUGAAGCUGCUGAAAAUGAAGGAGCUGAAAAAUUGUUAACUUUUCAUAUGGAACGGGAAGAAGAAGAUAUGCCAGCUCAGAAGCUUGCUAAAAGUUUCAGUCCUCUUGAAUGUUUUGUCCAGAAGGAACGUGGAGGGAAAAGUCCUUCAGAAACAAUCAAAAAUAUGAUUUUUGGCUAUAGCUGUUCAUUGGAACCAUUUAAAAGUAGAAGAGAAAAAAUCGAGCUGUUAAGUGAAGCUGUGAAAUAUCACGAUGGAAACGUCAUUCUUGCUGUAGUUAUGUUCCUAAGAAACACUUUGAAGAGAUCAGUCUUUCAUCGAGAAAUUCAAAGGUUUCCUGAUGCAAUCAAUAUUUAUUUAUCGUACCUAGAAGAAGAUCAUGAAACUGAUGAACUGACAAAUAUGCUUUUGUUACUGGGAAAACCAAAUGAAGCUGCGAUGCUAAAGUAUGAAGCAGUUACCCAAGUUCAGUCGAUUGAAAGAAAAUUGAAGUUGAUCGAAAAUUGUCUUAGUACCCAUUUUCUUUCUGGCAAUAUUAGUGGACUGCUAAUAUCAUCCGUACAGGAACACAAAGAGAUUCUUGAAGAGCAACUAUCCAUAGAAAAAGCUUACCUUAAAGAAAAAGCUGAAGAAUCUGACAAAAUGAAACUUUUUAAAGAAAUCACAGGAGAAAGAAACGUGGUAGAUUCUUCUGUAAUGAGCACUCUCAUAUUUUAUUGUUUACACCAUCAUUUUUCAAAUGAGUAUCCUCUUAGUAUUUUCCGAGUGCACUACCGUCUGUCAAACAAGCAAUAUACAUGGGCUGCCUUGAGAUCCUUUGCUGCCCAAAAACAGUGGAAAUAUGUAGAUGAAUUAUUUAUGUCUAAGACAUGGCUUGGUAGUAUGAAAAUCAAGUCUCCUAUUGGUUACUCUAUACUUCUUCAAGUACUUUCAGAAGAAAAUGCUCCAACUGAAGUUCUGACUAAAUACAUAAAUUCAGUGGAGAAUGAAGAUUUAAAAAUGAGCUUAGCCAAAAAAUAUCGAUGUCAUUCUGUUGUGAUAGAAAUGCUCAAAAACAAAAAAGAUAGACUAGGUUUAAUUGAAUAUGCGACGAUUCUUCCACAGACUACAGAAUUUUAUACAAUUUCAGAUAUUUUAAAUAACCCUGGAGUUAAAUGGAAAAACUAAAGGACAAUGAUUAAUUUGCUUUGCAUUCCUAAUCUGCAGAAUCUGGCAUAGCUUAAAUCAUUACUUAUAAUAAGAUUGAUAAUGAAAAGUGGACAGACACAUUUCCAUUAAAGGUGCUUCUUUCAAAACAAAGAUCCCCAUGUUUUUCAUGUAAUAAUUUAACAUUUCUUCAUUGGGUUAAGAAAUUGUUUCUUUUUGAUCCGUUGGCGAUUCUAGAUGAGAUAGGUAUAUCAAGAGAGUGAUCUCAUAAUAAUCUUAUUUCAUUAUUUUAGACUAUAUAAUUCUGAAUUAGAAUCAUUUCUCACAAAAAUUAUUUUAACCCUUUUUUGUGAUCGAUAAAUCUUCAGUUUAUCGAUAACAUCAAAUUACCCACCCCACCUCCGAUGAAGAUGUAUUAACUCAUUAUGAGAAAGUCAUUGAGAAAAGUUCAUUGUGUAAAUGUUGAGAAUAUUCUCAAAAAUGGAAAAGAUCUCAUUGCACAGUUGCUACAACAAAAUUCUGGCUUCUUAUGAGAUGAUACAACAGCCAGGAACACUAACCACUAUACUGAUCAAGGCGGUACGAUUGUAAAUAAAAAAGAUUAUGCAAAUCAGGAAGAACAUGUGAUGACCUUCUGCAAAGUUUCGCUGAGGAUUGCCGAGAAUGUUUUCAUGGCGUCAUCACAUGUAAUGAAAUUUGGCCAUUUCAUAUCAAUCCCAAGUGCAAAAGGCAGUCUAUGGAAUGGAUAUGCACUCGUGUUAAGGAUACAAAGAUGGCUGUACAGCAAAUAGAUCAUAUAUUUUGCAACAUUUUCAAAGGACCAAGGCUUCUACCUACAAAAUUUCAUUUCUCUAGUCCUUAUCAUUAUCUACAGUAAAAUGUGUGUUGCCUUUUGACCGACAUUUGUACGAUUUAUGUGAAAAAAAAAAUUAUAAUACAAUAAAAUUAAUCCAGUUUAAAAAUUUAA